CGAUACAUGCUACAUGCAUUUAACCUUCAUUGUACAUUCAACCGUAUAUAACAUAACUAAAUUCAACCGCAUUUAUAAGCGAACACAUGACAUAAUUGUUGAGUGUAUCUUCUUAUGGGACAUCAUAUAAGAUUAAAGUUAUAUUUGAAGUGUUUCGGAUACUUGGAUAUCAGUUAAAAUGCAGUUUCUGCUUCGCUGCAUGCUUAAGAGGAGUUACAGCUACCCUGCAAAUAUACAGAUCAGAAACUACCGUCAGUUCAAAGAAACAUAUCGCCACGUGCACCAGAUAGAAAACCGUCGUUUCUUGCAGUCGCUGGAAUCUUCAGAGAAAAUAUUUAGAAGCCCGAGGCCGUCAUUAGAACUACCAGAGAUUUCCUUAAGUGAAUACAUGUUUUCUCGAUUCUCAAAGUUUGGAAAUGGAAAAGCUCUUGUGGACGAUGCAACUGGCACUGUAUACACUUACUCGCAGCUAGAGGAUCUCUCAAGAAAGGUUGGCAGUUUCUUGUACAGGAAAGGGCUCCGGAAGAAUGACGUCAUCUGUUACUAUGGCACCAACAACGCAGAGUUUUGUCUUCUGUUGCUAGGAUGCGCUUCUGUUGGUGUUGUCUUGACAACGGCUAAUCCUGCAUACACGUCUGGAGAACUGAAGAGACAAAUGGAACAUUCGGGCACGAGGACGCUGGUAACAAUUCCACCGCUUGUAACAAAAGCACAGCAAGCAGAUAUCAGCGAUAUUAUAGUUAUAGGCAAUGUCGAUAACUGCCAACCAUUUUCCGACAUGUUAGCCGACGACGGCAGGUGUUUCCCGACAGAUAUCACAAUCGAUCCGCACGAAGAUAUCGUCAUAAUGCCGUAUAGCAGUGGUACCACAGGGCUUCCUAAAGGCGUCAUGCUGAGCCACUAUAAUGUGGUAUCAAAUCUUAAACAGCACCAACAAGCGUUUAGUACCACUACAGAUGACACAAACUAUGCGGUGCUUCCAUUUUACCACAUUUAUGGAAUGGUUAUUUCGAUGUGUGGUACUUUACAAGACGGUGGUUUAUUGGUUAUAACCCCUGGGUUCCAUCCAGAAGGAUUCUUAAAGGCCAUUGUGAACUAUAAGGUAACACAGCUUCAGAUUGUACCACCGAUAUUAUUAUUUCUCACGCACCAUCCUGCGGUGGACAAGUAUGACCUCUCUCCUAUAAGCAACAUAGUAUGUGGUGCGGCCCCGCUAGGAGAGGCGAUUACGACUGAGUUCAUGAACAAGAGGAAUAAAAUCGUAAAACAAGAUUAUGGUAUGACAGAGGCCUCUCCAAUGGUUGCUUUAGAUUAUGAUUCAAUAACUGUUGGGUCUGCUGGACCAUUGCUUGCAGACACAGAAGUAAAGUUUAUAGAUCUAGAGACCGGAAAGAGUCUAGGACGUAACGAGACCGGAGAAGUGUGUGUUAGAGGUCCUCAAGUAAUGAAAGGUUACCGCAACAAUGCAACGGCCACAAAAGAAAUGAUAGACGCUGGCGGCUGGUUACACACAGGUGAUAUUGGAUAUAUGAGGGACAACGAAUGUAUUGUGAUAGCUGAUCGUUUGAAAGAGUUAAUCAAGUUUAAAGGACAACAAGUCGCGCCUGCAGAACUAGAAGACUUGUUGCACAAACAUCCCGCUGUACAAGAUGUAGUAGUGAUUGGCAUGCCAGAUGACCGAGCUGGAGAGCUUCCACGGGCAUAUGUUGUGUUAAAACCCGAAAUUUCAGUUCAUGCGCAUGAUCUUAUGAAAUAUGUGGAACAAAAUGUUUCAGACUACAAGCGUCUGAGAGGUGGUAUCGAGUUUGUUAAAGAAAUUCCAAAAUCUCCGAGCGGAAAAAGUCUGCGUAGAGUGUUCAAGGAUCAGCUGUGACGUUAACAAGUUUAAAGGAUGUUUUAAUGCAUUUGACGUUAUCAAUAACUUAUUGUCUAAUCAAUAUGAAAUUAGCUAGUAUAUUGUUGAACCUCCUGGUUUAAUCUAUUGACAACCAUUCACGACAAAAGAAGUGUAUUAAUGGCCCAGCUCAAGUGCAGUUCUAUACUCGUAAUCUGAAUUCACAACGUACAUUUAGAAAGAAUUUGUUAUAAUGAUAUAGCUUGUACAUGUGUUUCUUGCAUGAUAGACAGGAUUUUCACGUGUUUUUG
Molecule: messenger RNA, 2145 nt
Organism: Mercenaria mercenaria
Lineage: Eukaryota; Metazoa; Mollusca; Bivalvia; Venerida; Veneridae
Exons: 11
Coding region: 179-1873 (564 amino acids)
Molecular function (GO): CoA-ligase activity
Source: RefSeq, a predicted model, not a curated record